Messenger RNA from Pectinophora gossypiella (pink bollworm), 586 nucleotides. RefSeq lists its product as uncharacterized. The coding region runs from base 38 to 541 and encodes 167 amino acids. Lineage: Eukaryota; Metazoa; Arthropoda; Insecta; Lepidoptera; Gelechiidae. The record is from RefSeq and is a predicted model, not a curated record. The transcript is spliced from 5 exons.
UUUAUCAAACGCUUUCGGGGAGUCACUUCGUCCGAUCAUGAAGCGGAACGGUGGUGUGCUAAUCGCGAUCGUUUUCAAAAUCAUUUAUGCUGAAAGUAGGAUGCUUCCCAUGUCAUUUGUUCCGGACUCGGCCAAGAUACCGAUGCAGAUGCCACAAGAACGGCAUAUCACGCAAGAACCAAGGACAGAAGCUGUUCCACAUGAAAAAGUUGUCGGAUUGAAAGGAGAGAAGCUACCAGACGCAGACAGUGACGAAAUGUUCAGCUACUCGACCAACUUUCUCGAUCCAAAAGACAGGUGCGCGAUUCUAGUGAUGUCCAAUCAAGGACAAACUAGUAUGCAGCAGUCACUUCUACGCAAAUAUCGAUAUAAUCAAAAUGGUGACCUGAUACCAAGCAGCGUACAGUAUUUCAUCAAAUUCCCGCAAGGCGGAGGCACGGCUGUCUUAGUGCCUUUGAAAGACAAGGCGUUCUCACCCUCCGGCGGUUUCGUGCGAUAUUACAAAGAAGUCCCACCAAUUCCUCAGUCUUGGAAACGCUAAACAUUUUUUUUUUUUUAAGAAAAUACUAUAUAAUGUUUUUUUUAU